AUGUUAAUUUUGGAAGUUUUCCUACUUCCUCCUUCUCCUCUGCAGCUCUCUUAUUCUUCUUCUGUGUCAACAAGCCUCUAUGGUGACCAAAAAGCAAAAAGACUUCAUUGCUUGAAGCCGUCUCCAAGCUGCUUAUGCCGAACACUUUUAAAGAUUAACUCCAGUCUUCACCGUUUCCGAAUUGCUGCUGAAGACAGUGACUCGGUAAAAUCAAUAAAGUCUAGUCCUUUUCAGCCUAAACCUCCUAUCAUACCUCGAAAGACCCGCCCUUUACCCAGAGCAAUAUCCAACCAUGGCCAACCUGAUUCUUUGGAUGAAACUAAUGCUACACAUGCAAAUGAUCAGCAGGAUCUAUUUCAAGCAGGUUCAACUGAUGACCACCACAAGGCAAAACUGAACAGUAGCCAUAUGGAACUACCAAGUGAACAGCCAUCUUCAUCUGGCCUCAGCAGCUAUCAUUAUGACUCUGAUGUUUCAGAUCAGUAUUUAGUCGAUCAGGUUGGCAGUACAUGGACUGUACGGUCACUUCCUGCCACCACUUCACCCCGCUUACCUCCACUCACAUCGGUCAGUUCUCUGCCUCCUUUUAAUCGCAACUUUUCCUCUAAAACUUUACGGACUGCCUACAAAUCAGAACCAUUGUUCAGUACUCAUCAAAUUAAUAGGGGCAGUCUAGAGACAUUUUCACAAGGUUCGUUUGCUUCAUCUACUGCCAGCGCUCUACCUGCAAUUACAACCAGGGAAGCUAGAUCCAGGAGUUAUUUAUUUGGUAACAUUAACUCUGGUAUUUCUCUGUUGGGAAGUGAAGAACUUCACCGUUAUUUCCCUGAUAGAAAAGUGAAAAUGUUUGUUGGAACUUGGAAUAUGGGAGGACAUAAGGACAUGGUUUCACAACGAAUUGUCGACUUUAUCUUGCCUGAAAAGUGUGAACUUGUGCAAGACAUUUAUGUAAUUGGAACGCAGGAAAAUUCAAUGCAAAAGAAGGAGUGGGAGAUUAAAUUGCAAGAGAACCUUGGCCCCUCCUAUGUUUUAUUUCAUUCCACGUCUCUUGGCUCUUUGCAUUUGGCUGUGUUUAUGAGGCGGGAUUUAAUCUGGUUUUGUUCAAAUCUUGAAGAAAAUAACCUAGCUACUCGAGCUAUGACAAUGAUCAAAACGAAAGGCUCUGUGGCACUUGCCUUUUCAUUUUUUGGGACUUCUCUGUUGUUCAUCAAUUCCCAUUUCACAGCAUGCUACCAAAAGAUGUCUGAUCGUGUAAACGAUUAUGAAAAGACCAUCCGAGAACUCAGACUGGCAAAAGGGCGUCUUCAAAGUUCUAAAAAAGAUAUAAUCGGUCAAUACAACUCUGUGUUCUGGAUUGGAGAUUUCAACUUCCGUAUCGAUGGAGAUGCAUGUCCAGUGGAGAACAUGCUUGGAGAUCAGAACCCAAAUUUUGAAAAGAUUCUUCGCAGUGAUCAACUCUUACAGCUGAUCAAUGAAGAUAAAAUUUUCAAAGGAUUUCAAGAAGGAAGGAUUGUUUUUCCACCAACCUACAAAUUUGAUAUUAAGUCAGACACAAAUACAUAUCACAAAUUACGGACACCUUCAUACACAGAUCGUGUCCUUUUCCGGUCAAAAAGAAAAAACUGCAUUACCUGCAUCUAUUACAAUUGUGCCGAGAAUGUCAAAUUAUCUGACCACAAGCCAGUGUUUGGUAUCUAUGAAGUUGCAAUCCGUCCAGGACGAGACACAUUAACACUUGAUGCUGGUCGUUUCAAUAAAGAAGUUUACAUUGAAGCCAACAAGAGACGGGCUCAAUCGCAAUAUGGCAAGCCUGUCAAUCACAAGUCCAGUUCUGUGUGCAGUAUUCAAUAA
Molecule: messenger RNA, 1851 nt
Organism: Acanthosepion pharaonis
Lineage: Eukaryota; Metazoa; Mollusca; Cephalopoda; Sepiida; Sepiidae
Source: the annotation of a GenBank genome assembly